AUGGGCCAGUGCUACUACAACGAGACCAUCGGCUUCUUCUACAACAACAGCGGCAAGGAGCUGAGCUCCCACUGGCGGCCCAAGGAUGUGGUGGUGGUGGCCCUGGGCCUGACGGUCAGCGUGCUGGUGCUGCUGACCAACCUGCUGAUCAUCGCGGCCAUCGCCUCCAACCGGCGCUUCCACCAGCCCAUCUACUACCUGCUCGGCAACCUGGCCGCGGCCGACCUCUUCGCCGGCGUGGCCUACCUCUUCCUCAUGUUCCACACGGGCCCGCGCACGGCCCGGCUCUCGCUCCGGGGCUGGUUCGUGCGGCAGGGCCUGCUGGACACGAGCCUCACGGCGUCGGUGGCCACGCUGCUGGCCAUCGCCGUGGAGCGGCACCGCAGCGUGAUGGCCGUGCAGCUGCACAGCCGCCUGCCGCGCGGCCGCGUGGUCCUGCUCAUUGUGGGCGUGUGGGCGGCCGCGCUGGGCCUGGGGCUGCUGCCCGCCCACUCCUGGCACUGCCUCUGCGCCCUGGACAGCUGCUCGCGCAUGGCCCCGCUGCUCAGCCGCUCCUACCUGGCCGUCUGGGCCCUGUCCAGCCUGCUCGUCUUCCUGCUCAUGGUGGCCGUCUACACCCGCAUCUUCUUCUACGUGCGCCGGCGGGUGCAGCGCAUGGCCGAGCACGUCAGCUGCCACCCCCGGUACCGGGAGACCACGCUCAGCCUGGUCAAGACUGUGGUCAUCAUCCUGGGGGCCUUCGUGGUCUGCUGGACGCCGGGCCAGGUGGUGCUGCUCCUCGACGGUCUGGACUGCAAGUCCUGCAACGUCCUCGCGGUGGAGAAGUACUUCCUCCUGCUGGCCGAGGCCAACUCCCUGGUCAACGCCGUGGUGUACUCCUGCCGCGACGCCGAGAUGCGCCGCACCUUCCGCCGCCUCCUCUGCUGCCUGUGCCUCCGCCGGGCCGCCCGGGAGUCCGCCCACUACACGUCCUCCACCCGGGCGGGCGCCAGCACGCGCAUCAUGCUCCCCGAGAACGGCCACCCCCUGAUGGACUCCACCCUGUAG
Molecule: messenger RNA, 1047 nt
Organism: Pipistrellus nathusii (Nathusius's pipistrelle)
Lineage: Eukaryota; Metazoa; Chordata; Mammalia; Chiroptera; Vespertilionidae
Source: the annotation of a GenBank genome assembly